Bolinopsis microptera is the source of this 3090-nucleotide messenger RNA. RefSeq lists its product as uncharacterized. NCBI's taxonomy places the organism in Eukaryota, Metazoa, Ctenophora, Tentaculata, Lobata, Bolinopsidae. The transcript has 11 exons. The coding region runs from base 220 to 1362 and encodes 380 amino acids. The record is from RefSeq and is a predicted model, not a curated record.
AAGUUCUCGGACAUCACUAAAACUACAGACGACAGCGCCUCUAAUGUCGGAUGAAGCGUCGGAGAUAAACACCUACGUCCGACAGACAUCAGACCACAGUGACGAUUUGUUAGACGGAAAGGCGGACAGCUUCCGUCAGAAACUUGGAGAUCCGUCCUCUCAAGAAGGGGUAGAUAAUGAACUCUGUUCCCACGAGGGAAUGUUAAAGAUGGUUCCUUAAUGGACACAGGAGAGGAGUCGAACUCCAAGUUUCUAGAUAGAGCUAUGUUAGAUACAGUAACCGAAGGGGCCACGGAGGGAAUCACCGACAUUGUAGAUAAAGUUCAGUGGGAUGUUAAGGAGAAACUAACCAGGUCGAAAUCUAAAAAGAAGCUAAAAGGAACUCCCAGAUCCGCAGUUUCCCCCAAGUCCUCCUCGGGAGGAUUGUCCUGUCGUCCCCACACAGUCUCCCAGGUCCCCAGCAACUCACUCCGGAGACAGAGAUCUAGAGUUGCUAGUGCCCCUCAACAGCGACCCACUUCCGCCGGACUUAAAGAGGGAACAACCGUUGCCAUGGUAACCGAGCGAUUGACUCUCAGCAAAUCACUUUUAUCUCGGCGGAUGGAGAAGAGAGUGCACGUGACUAAGAGAGUUCAGAGCGCCCCGGAAGUGAGAGCUCUGACUCCACCCACUUUACACAGAACUAAACAGGGCUGCCCCCUUACUUUUAGUGACCUUCUCAGAGCCGAGGAGAAAGGCGGUUUCGAGUCUAAGUGGGUUCUGCAGUGUAUUGAGUCGGACCUGUUUAACAAGACCUAUAAACCCAAGAAGAGGAUAACUUCAGCCCCUCCUAGAUUUCACCACCCGCCCGGCAGUCUUAGACCAGCGUAUAUGGACAAGCCCCCCAACCCUGCAGUGGAACCAGCGUAUGACGAGGAAUGGCACGACAAAAUAGUGGAACAACACGAGACACGCAGGCGUGUAGCGGAACAGCGUCAUUUCGAGGCGGCUGAGAGGCGGCGACUACUAAACUCACAACAGCUCAAGAAAGCGGCUGUUAUACGUGAUAAGUGCUACAGAAGCAAGAAGACUAAAACAAACGGUUACGGUAACUUUACAGACCGGAGAACUCCCUCCCCUCCUCCCGGUCCCCUCCCCACCGCUAUCUCCCUCCACAGCUCCCUCAACUACAGAGUAAAGUCAGCUAUGAGCUUCACCGCACCUGGCGCCCCUCCUUCUCCUGUCCUCUCCAGGUCCCAGUCUAGUAGUGCCACGCACAUCACAGAGACUCCCUCUCCAGUAUUAGCUAAAGCUGCUGUGUUAAGGAAUGCUAGCGAACUCUUCCUGUGUUACAGUGCUGCUGCUACAGCUAGUGUGGGCUAGGUUACCAUAGUUACCAUAGUUACCAUAGUUACACUAGGCAUUGCACAGCUAUAUAGUGUGGGCUAUGCAUUGUACAGCUAGCGUGGGCUAGACAUUGCACAGCUAUAUAGUUACCAUAGUUACACUAGGCACUGCACAGCUAGUGUAGGCUAGGCAUUGCUAUUAUUCACUUUCUCUUUACACAUGUUGUUUUUUGCAGUCGGGCGUGAGGUUUCCGUAUCAAUGAUGUCUUCAACUGAUCAGAAGUUUUCUUAAUUAAUACGUAUAACAGUCUACCAACAAUUUGAUCUUUGAAAAUAUGGGAAUUGUUGCAUAAUGCACUUAAGCAUUUUUGUUUUGGAUUGUUUGGAAUAAACUAUGGAUAAUAUGUGAUCAAAAUAUUUGAAAUUUAUCGAUAAAUGGGUUAUGAAUAUUGAAUAUAAUGUUUCUCUUAGGUUUUUUGUUAAUUGUUAAUUGUUACCUUAAAGCUAGAUAGAGGUAAUAACACUACACGAAUCUACCAGGUAUCACCUUCAAGUUAGAUAUAGGUAAUAGCACUACACGAAUCCACCAGUUGUCACUUUCAAGUUAGAUAAAGAGGUAUUUUGUCUGGUAAAUAUCUCCGUUAAUGGCUCACCUAUCUUUCCUAGCAUGCUUCAUCGAUUAUUACCCCUUCGACCUUAAAUUUGUUUAAUAAUACCAACUCUGAUAAUAUUUUGAAUAGCCAUUAAUUGUCGAAUUGGGGAUGUGCUUCUACAGAGAUACUUACUUGGAUACUUUGAUGAGGUUUAGCCAAAAUAGUCAGGGACGUCGUGCUGGAUGUUCCAGUCUAAUAAUGAGUUAGGGCAUAAUGUCGUGUAACUCGGACUUGGACAUUUAUCCGGAACUUUGUAAAGAUACUGUCCUAUAGCUGCUUCGAAUGCGUUAAAUCCGUUACAGUGUAAUUUAUGGUCUCGGGCAGAAGAUUUCAAAGUUAGGUAGGUUUUACAGAGAAAGAGUUCUCAUAGAGGGUCUGGACAGCUGAUGGACAGCUUUUUGGGGGUUGAGGAACCUCUGCUCUCAAUCCAAACCUGUCAGACGAGUGGAAUGUCAUUUUGUCAUCAGCCUUUUUCUGGAGGAUUUUCCAUGUAUUACUACCUCUCGCCUUCUUUGGAGUGAUGGCUGAUCGAGAUAUAAUUAUCUCUCCCAGUAGUCCAUUUCUUGAUAGCCAGAUAUUCUGCGUGUAAAAGGUCUUUGAAUGGCUUCCAGAGUCUGGAUAUCUUGAACUUUGUGGGGAUUCACAGGGGGAACAGUUUAUGCUGGUUUCGAUUGACCAUUUACUAACUCUGUCGAGGUAUCCUUGGUUACCAUAGUUACUUGGAGGAGAGCCAGAUCUCUUUCAUAUUCGAUUGGUCUGGAAACUUUGUCGUCUGAAAAAUUAUUGACUUUGAUUGUUGGAUAGUGUUUACUAUUAGUCCCAGGAACAGAAGGGACUGUUUUUCAUUAACAAGGACUGUUUGGAUCCUAUUUUCAGAGAUGAAGUAUAAUUAAAUAGUUUAAUUACUACUAUUAUGCAUCAUCUUGUGAUAAUAUUACAUAAAACCAGGGUUUCAGUUAAGAAUAAGAUUAUAAGAUAAAAAUGGCAAAGUUUGCAUUUACUAUAAUUGCAGUUCUCUAUGAUAAUUUGUAAGCAAAAAUUUCGAUCAAUAAAACUUGUAUUGACUUUCUAUUUAAUAACAAACCACUGGUAGCAGGGGGAUUGUCAGUGAA